Brassica napus (rape) is the source of this 1314-nucleotide messenger RNA. RefSeq lists its product as uncharacterized. The transcript has a single exon. The record is from RefSeq and is a predicted model, not a curated record. The coding region runs from base 1 to 1179 and encodes 392 amino acids. Lineage: Eukaryota; Viridiplantae; Streptophyta; Magnoliopsida; Brassicales; Brassicaceae.
AUGAAGUUACCUCCAGGCUACACACCACGAGAGGGGGAAUCUUUACCUGAGAAUGCUGUGUGUAAACUUCAGAAGUCUCUUUAUGGCUUAAAACAAGCUUCUCGACAGUGGUUUUUGAAGUUCAGUGGCACUCUCUUGAGUUUGGGAUUUAAGCCAUCACACUCAGAUCACACUUUGUUCACUCGUAACAUCAACAGUCACUACAUUGUUGUUUUGGUAUAUGUAGAUGACAUUAUUAUUGCUAGUAAUGUCACAGAAGACGUUGAUCAGCUGAAAGAUGAUCUACAGAAGGCAUUCAAAUUCAGAGAUCUCGGUCCGUUGAAAUAUUUUUUAGGCCUUGAGAUUGUUCGUUCUACUAAAGGCAUCUCGGUUUGUCAACAAAAAUAUACUUUGGGUCUUUUGGAAGAAUCAGGUCUAAUGGCUUGUAAACCUUCUCCUAUACCAAUGGACCCUAGUAUUAAGCUCACUCAAGACUCUCAAGAACCGCUUCUUGACGAUGCUUGUGCUUAUCGUCGCCUUGUUGGAAAGAUGAUGUACUUGACAAUCACUCGCCCUGACAUUACUUUUGCGGUGAUCAAGUUAUGUCAGUAUACAUUAGCUCCGAAGCCUUCUCAUCUUCUUGCGGCCUAUAAGGUUCUUCAUUACUUAAAAGGAACCAUUGGCUUGGGUCUUUUCUAUUCCUCGGACUCUGAUCUUGUUCUAAAGGGGUACACUGAUGCGGACUGGGGCUCUUGCGCAGACACAAGACGAUCCACAUCUGGCUAUUGUAUGUUUCUUGGUAAUACUUUGAUCUCGUGGGAAUCUAAGAAGCAACAAGUUGCCUCUCAUUCCUCUGCUGAAUCCGAAUACAGAGCCAUGGAGUUUGGUUCCCGUGAAGUUAUUUGGUUGGUCAAUUUGUUAGCUGAGUUACAAGCUCCGCAGGAUGGUCUUAUUCCAUACUACUGUGACUCGACUGCAGCUAUACACAUUGCCAACAACCCGGUGUUUCACGAGCGUACGAAGCACAUCGAACGGGACUGUCAUUUGAUACGUGAUCGGAUUAAAGCUGGUUGGAUCAAGACUCUUCAUGUUCGAACUAAUAGCCAGAUUGCUGACAUAUUCACUAAACCUUUAUUCUCUCCUCAGUUCUAUUCUCUGGUUGGCAAGAUGGCUCUCAAAACGUUAUACCUGCCAUCUUGAGAGGGAAUAUUAGAGUAAACCGGUUUAGUAUUGUUGGUUUAAUCUCCGGUUCAUAUGUCUGUUAUGAUAACCGGAUUACACAUUACUAUAUAUGUAAACAUUUCUCCUUUAACGAUAUAUAAGAAAGAAUGAGUU